AUGUGCCAAGUGAUCCUCUUUGCCGUCGCCGUCUCUUUCUUCUCCUUCUGGAGCGUGAACUGGUUCCUUAUGCAUUUUUCAGCUAUCUUUUAUGGAAUCUGGAAGCUUUUCAGAAAGCGAAGGUUGACUGCCGCGACUCGCAAUUGGCCAGGGGUGUCCAUCUUGAAACCCCUCGUCGGCGCGGACCCCAAUCUCGAGUCCAACCUUGAAACUUUCUUCGCAAUGAAUUACCCAAUUUACGAGAUACUGUUUUGCAUGCACGAAGACGGGGAUCCCAGCUUGGAAAUCGUCGAGCGACUGAGAAAAAAAUACCCGGAAGUGCGCAGCCGAGUGUUCGUCGGCGGUGAAAGGGUUGGAGCUAACAUGAAAAUCAACAACUUGUUCCCCGGCUACCGUGAGGCCAAAUACGAUCUCUUCUUCUUUUCCGAUGCGGGAGUCAAGGUAAAAGCGGACACUCUCAUGGACAUGGUACAACACAUGACGGACAGGGUGGGUCUCGUGCAUCAGUUGCCGUUGGUCUGCGACGGCGAGGGAUUCACGAACGCCUUGGAGAAGGUCUAUUUCAGCACCGUCUGCGCACGGAUAUACCUCGCGGCUGCCAUGCAUGGGUUCAAUUGCCACAUCGGAAUGAGCGCCUUGAUGAGGAGGAGCGUUCUUUCCGAAAUUGGCGGACUCGAGAAGUUCUCGAAUCACCUGGCUGAAGAUUACGUGCUGGCCUCUGCCGUUCUUUCGAAAGGAUACAAACUCGUUAUUUCUUCACAGCCCGUAUGGCAAAAUUUGGAAUCGAAGCGGUUAUCUGUAUUUCUGGCUCGAAUCGCGCGUUGGACUCAGAUCAGGUUCGCAACACAGCCUCAUCAGGUUUUCGUGGAGCCUCUUUUCGAGUGUCUCGUCAAUGGUCUCUUGGGGGCGUGGGCCGCUCGGGAACUCUUCGGCUGGGAUCCUAUACCCUUCUACGUUCUUCACGUUCUCGUUUGGCUAAUCUUGGACGUGAUUCUCACGAUCGUCGUCAACGGAGGAGUGAUGCCGAUGAAUGUGUUUCAUUUUCUCGCGUGCUGGAUUUUUCGGGAGUGCUCCGUGUUGUAUCCCUACCUGUAUGCCGUGUUCGUCCCAGCGAUCCAGUGGCGAGCGGGGAUCUAUCGACUUGACUGGGGCGGCCAAGUGAAGGAAGCCGGACUGGCACCUCCCUCCAUCCGUUAG
Molecule: messenger RNA, 1197 nt
Organism: Darwinula stevensoni
Lineage: Eukaryota; Metazoa; Arthropoda; Ostracoda; Podocopida; Darwinulidae
Source: the annotation of a GenBank genome assembly